AUGUUCACGUCCGCGCGCGAGGUCCUGGCGAAACAGACGGAAACCGACGCGUCGUCGCGCGGCGACGACUCGACGCGCGCGCGCGACGCGAACGCGCCGAAACCGUCGUUCGACGUCGACGCCCAAGAUGCCAAAAACAUCGCGCGCGCCGAAGCGAAAGCCGAACGCAUCGCGCGCGCCGAGGCGAAGCGCAAGCGAAGAGACGACGAACCGAAGCAAACGUCUUUAAUCGACGCGUGGCGACGCGGUGGGGCGCGAGCGUCGACGUCGGACGUCGGCGUCGGCGGCGAUGUCAUCCGACGGUUGUUGAGCUGCGCGCCGACGAGUUUCUACGCCGACGCGCGAUUGGUGUGCAAGGCGUGGCGAGACGCCGUGGACGAUCCGAAGUUCAUGCCGUGCGUGAAACUCAAUCGAGCGCUCGCGUUGGGUGGCGCGCGCGCGGAUGCGGCGGAGGCGUACUUGAAUGAGGUCACGGGACGCGAGCCGGGAGACGCGGGCGUCGGGCCGUUGGCGAGACACGCGGCGACGACGAAGACGCUGUUCAAAUCGCGAUUGGACGUCGAGACGUUUUGUCGAUUCGUGGAGGAGGAUGAACACUUAUCGGGGGCGAGAGAUAUACGUGGGGAAGUGCAACCGGGGUACGACGAACCCGAUGAUUUGACGAAGAUUGAUGAUUUUUGGCAGUCGCUCGGUACGGCGGCGUCGCGUUCGUUUCUAGGCACCGUCGGCGACGUCGCGGCGACGAUUCGGGUGAUCGCGAAAUUUGCGUGCGUUCAAGAGCCGAUCACGCGCGGCGGCGAGCGCGAGGCGGACAACACGCGAGCGAACGGCUGGGCGGUGUUGGUUAUCGCGAUGACGCACGUCGCCGAAAACGAAUGGAUCGCUUCUCGGUUGCUUCGAGCGGCUCGACGCGCACUUCGAAGCGACGCGAGCGCGGAAUUCGUUGAAGAAGACUUGACCGAGUUUGUCAAUUUGCUCAUCGCGUACGUGCGCUUGGAAUCGAGAUCAUACGCAGACGCAUCCGAGCCGGCGAAAGUCCACGCAUGCCGACGUAUGAAGGCGCGAUUAUCGGCCGCGUACGAUUACGCCAAUCUUCACGACGAACGGGAACAAAACUCAAGCGACGCAGAUUUGAAAAAUGUCGUGGGGAAUUCGAGCGCCGCAACGCGUCCGACGGAUACGAUGCGAAAAACAUCGAGAUUGACACACGAACAGGAAGCCAUCGUCUCGACGAGUUUGCGACCACCGCAAUGGAUGGUCGUGCACGCGUUCGCGGGAUCGGGCAAGACGACGACUUUGGUCGAGUACGCGAAGAGAAAUCCUUCGAAACGAUUUCUUUAUCUCGCGUUCAAUCGUGCCAUCACGGAAGAAGCCAAGACAAAGUUUCCAGCGAAUACGGACGCGAAGACGUUUCACGGAUUAGCGUACGGGCUCGCCACGUGGUACAAGGCGGGAGGUAAAAAACUACACUUCGGCGACAAGCUUCGAUCGUCCGAAGUCUGCAAAGCGCUCGGAAAAUCAAUCAGCGAUCGGGCUGUGGGCAAAGGUUUGGUGACGCUCCAAAACUUUCUAGUUUCUGCCGAUGAAAAUAUUUCAAAGGAGCACGUGCCCACGGAAGGUGUUAAACCUGCGUCUGUGGACGAAAUCAUUCAAGUUGCCGAGACGUUGUGGCGUAUGAUGAAGGACCGAUCGAGCAACGAUGUGCCGUUGACGCACGCCGGCUACAUGAAGCUCUACCAACUGCAACGUCCGCGUCUGGAUAUCGACAUGAGUAGAAAUAAAAACAAGACGGGAUAUGACGUCAUUUUGCUGGACGAAGCGCAAGAUAUCGCACCUGUGAUGUUUGAUAUCGUUCUUCGGCAAACGAAAUGCGCAAAGAUUCUCGUCGGAGACGUACAUCAACAAAUUUACAACUUCACCGGAGCUAUGAAUGUGAUGGAUAAAAUCGAUGAUCUCGUGGCUAGCCAUCAAGUGACGCACAGGCGGCUUGUGAGAAGUUUUCGUUUCGGUGUGGAAAUCGCCAAUGUCGCAAACGCUAUCUUGAACAUAAAGCGCGAGAGCGCAUUCCUUGUCGGCGCGCGAUUGAGCGAGCUGGAUCAAACGUGCGUGUUCUCAACGGAAAACGUUGCGUCUAGCGACCCGAGAUUGAAGACAGUACGAGGUCCGCCGCCCUUAUCUACUGUGAUCGUAGGAGACGGGCGACGCGAGCAACUGGCGGUUCUGGUUCGAUCGAAUUACAAUCUCAUUUCGGCUUUGAUGUAUCUCGAAUCCUCGCGUUCGAAAGUGCACGUCAUCGGUGGCGUCGACGCGCUCAAGCUCGACCAAGUGUGUGAUUUCGUGCGUUUGAUACUCGACGAAGAUCUAGGAUCCAUCAGCGACCGAUACAUCAAAAUGUUCGUCACGUACGGCGGCGGCGAUCUGGCUAGGUUUGAUCAACGGCAAGACCAAGAGAGUUUUGUUGAGCGCAACGCGCUGACGAGGAUAUAUGAAAUCGCUGAGAACCAAGACGACGCGGACACUCUCAAUCGAAUACGCAUCGCGCAAAGUUACCGCGAGAAGAUGUUCAAACUCGUCAAGCGAUUGAAAGAUAGCUCAUUCCUUUCGAACGAGCCCAACGCAAACUUCAUCGUCGCCACGGCGCACAAGUCCAAGGGGUUGGAGUUUGAUAACGUGAUGAUAUGGGACGAUUUUGAAGACGUCGAUCGGGUCUGGCGCAGAGGGGACAAGUACGUAUCGAUCAGUACAGAUCCGGUUUUCGGCGACGCAGACACCUUGGUCCCCGUCGAUGAAAUCAAUUUGACGUACGUGGCCGUGACGCGGGCGAAGAAACGCGUUUUCUUGAACAAAAGCAUCGCCACCCUCUUGGCGUUCCCGUCGCAUGGAAACGUCCCGAUGUACGACGAAAUCGCGAACGGUUUCGCGCUCUUUCCAGAGAGAUUUCCACUUCGGCAACAUCGCGCCGCAGAUAGAGGCCUCUCUCCGUACGUGCUUCGACGCGUCGAGUUUCAUCCGAACGACCUCCAGGCGACGCAUGAAAGCGUCCUGAAUGCGCUGAGCUGGAAUCCCUUGUUUAACGGGUUCCAUGCGUCGAUGGGCACCGUGCAAGUGCCCGGCGAGGGCGCGAGGCCAGUUCGCAUAGAAAGGCCAGUCGAUGGGAACGUGUGUCAGUGUUGUAUCCAUCGCGUUGGCGAUCUUGAAGACAUGCCAUUAUUGUUGGGCACCUUCGUCUGGCAAGUCGACCUCAAGAGUGGUCUCGUGUGCGUUUCCGACCGCGGCGUCGAGCAACGAGUCUGUACCGCCGAUUCCGGCGUGCGCUUCGCGACCGCCGACGGCGACGCCAAAGACGCGCCGCGGUUCCGACGCCCCGUCGACGAUUACGGCGAUGCAAACCACCACGAUCCCGCGCAUCCGAGAAUUUACGCGCUCCAAAAUCCUCCGUAUCUCUUCCGCACGCGACGCUGCGCCGGAUGCGUGGAUCCCGCGCGAGCGCGCGAGAAGCUGCGCGCGUUAGAGUUCGACGCGUACGAACGCGACGAGUUCUCUCGCCUGCCGCUGUUUCACACCAUGCGCGGCGCCGCGCGAUCGAACGCCGCGCGCGCGAAGCGAAAGAAUUUCGCAUCGGGAACCGCGGGCGCGUCGCGGACGGUCGCGGCGGAGCGCGAACGCGCGAUCCCGAAGGGCGAGGCGUGCGACGCGCUGCCGAUGGACUGGACGAUCAAGUCGAGCGUGCGGUUGAGCUCGCGGGCGAGGUCGUUCCGAUGGGGGACGUGCGCGGGGGCGAACGCGACGUCGGAGGGACUGCGGGCGUACUCGGGCGGCGACGCGUCCUCGUUGAGCAUCGACGGUGGAGAAAGCGGCGACGGCGGCGACGACGACGAGGCGAGGUUGGAGAAGAAACAGAAAUUGCUGACGCGGGCGAUGUAUUCGUGCGCGUAUCCGGAGCUCGGGCUUUCGGAUGAACAGCUGGCGUCGAUGCGGGCGACGCCGAGCGGAAACGAGUGGGUGCGGAAACGCGAGUCCAUGUGGGUGGAUGCCUUGGUGAGUCUGUACGGGUUGCUCAAAGUGAGGCAAUGCUAUGCGUUUUACGUCGUCUAUCGCGAGCGGAGCAUCUUGUUCUGCGCGCCGGGCGUGGGAGGGGUGACGGAUGGCGGAUACGCCGUGGUGACGAAUAGCAACGCGAAGAUUCGAGCGGCAUUGAAGGACGCGGCGGUAGAUUUCACGAGCGCGGACGAAGAGGCGCUGGCGAUCGGCAAAGCGAAAACUGUGUGGGCACAGAAAUGGCGACCCGAGGACGAGACGCAAGGGUUGCUAGACAACCUGGCCGGCGACGACGCGAGCCGAGCGGAAAUCACGGCGCAUUUGGCCAAGAUGGAUAACCCAAGCAACGCUCGUCGCCGAGCCGCGGAUACGAUCAUAUGCCGCGGCGCGAUCGCGGUGAAUGGACUGUUGAACGUUCUAGUCGAAGCCUCCGGGGGUGAUCCCGGAAGUUCCGACGGCGCGCAGCACGACGUACCGAUAUUGUUGGCACCCGUACCGUUCGCGCACAGCUCGAUGAAACCUUUGGAGCUCAAGGCACAAACGAACACGAUGUUGUCUCGCAAAGACGGCAAGAAUGCAAACGCACUGUACCAAUCAUCCAACGCGACGUCGAUGCAAACGGUGUACACGGCGGAGACGGAUCGCGACGAACUCAUUCCGCCGUGGACGCUCGCGCGCGUUUGCGCGGCGUUGGCGCUCAACCAUGAAGACAUAUCUGCCACGUGCAUGACCCACAAGCCUACGCACGGCUUGAACGUUGGCGUCUUAGCGGCGCGCGAUAUGUCGGAUUCCAACACCAAGCAUCGCGAAGCCGUCUUGGUUCGCGAGUGCGCGUAUUACGACGAAGCCGAGACGUCGCGCAUCAUGGCGCCGCCGCCGCUCGGUUCGUCCGUGCUCUCGCGCAUCGAGUACGUCAACGGGACGUAUUAUAUCCCUUAG
Ostreococcus lucimarinus CCE9901 is the source of this 4977-nucleotide messenger RNA. RefSeq lists its product with no specific name. Gene Ontology annotation, molecular function: 3'-5' DNA helicase activity; ATP binding; DNA binding. Gene Ontology annotation, cellular component: nucleus. Gene Ontology annotation, biological process: replication fork processing; double-strand break repair via homologous recombination. The transcript is spliced from 2 exons. The record is from RefSeq and is a predicted model, not a curated record. Lineage: Eukaryota; Viridiplantae; Chlorophyta; Mamiellophyceae; Mamiellales; Bathycoccaceae. Bases 1 to 4977 code for a protein of 1658 amino acids.